AUGCCCUAUAGGCGUAUUUGGUCGGUUCUGGAUGUCUGUGAAGGUGUUCUUGUUCGCCUUUUGAAGACAGACCCACUGGCUCCCGUCCGUUGUGUAGCCAUCGUUCCUACUGCGUUGAGAGGCGAAGCUGUAGCCUACUUCCACGAUGAGAAGGGUCACUUUGCGGAGAAACGGAUGCUGGAGAAUAUGAAACAGGUGGUUUAUUGGCCUAAUAUGCAUGUUGAUAUCAAUGAGUACCUACAGAAGUGCCCUGGUUGUCUUGCUGCUCGUGCUGGUCGUCCGACUCCAUCCCCUUUGGUACCGGUACCGGUUGGAAGGCCAUGGCAUACCUUGGCUGUUGACUACUUGGAGAUCACGCCUGCGGUAAACGGUAAGAAGUAUUUGUUAGUCUUGCAAGACUACUUUACUAAGUGGGCUGAAGCUUAUCCGUUAGAGCGUGCUACGGUAGAAGAGACCUUACCUCAUCUCUUGAACCUCUUCUCUAAGUUCGGCCCUCCUGUCCGUAUUCACUCUGAUCAAGGUGCCCAGUUUGAGUCUGCCCUCUUUAAUCGGGUUAUGGAAGCUUUGGGUAUUAAGCGAUCCCGCUCGUCCGUUUACCACCCUCAAGGUAAUGGACUGGUAGAGCGAUUUAAUCGUUCGUUGUUGGAUAUGCUACGUCGUCAUAUUGGGAUCCCUGAUUGGGUCUCCCAUUUGCCUGCGUUACUUUGGGUUUACAAUACUUCUAUACACUCGGUUACUGGGUUCAGCCCCUAUAAGUUGAUCUUUGCUCGUGAUCCUCCCUCGGAUUUCUUGCCUAUGCCAAUGGCUGCCACAGAUCUCAUGUUUGACCCUGCUACCUAUGAGGCCUAUACUGAUGCUGUCCGUGCUUACUUAAUGGAUCAGUCGAUAUGGCUAUUACUCAAGCAGCGG
This is a messenger RNA of Perkinsus marinus ATCC 50983, 909 nucleotides long. RefSeq names its product retrovirus polyprotein, putative. The transcript has a single exon. Lineage: Eukaryota; Perkinsozoa; Perkinsida; Perkinsidae. The annotation marks the transcript as partial. Gene Ontology annotation, biological process: DNA integration. Gene Ontology annotation, molecular function: nucleic acid binding. The record is from RefSeq and is a predicted model, not a curated record.